Molecule: messenger RNA, 433 nt
Organism: Paramecium pentaurelia
Lineage: Eukaryota; Ciliophora; Oligohymenophorea; Peniculida; Parameciidae
Source: the annotation of a GenBank genome assembly
AUGAAUGAUAAUUCUAUAAUUUAUGGUAAUAAUUAGAUAAUUAAGAUUAAAAAGAAUCUUUUUGUAUUUUUCCACAGAAAAAUCUUCUCUAUUCUCCUGCAAUAUGGGUAAAUUAUUUUUCCAUGUUAGAAUUUUUUUUUUUACAUUUAACCAAAGGGAAGCCUUAGCAAUGGAUCCAAUAAAAUGCGCAUAACAACAGAGUUAAAUUUCCAAUAGAGCUCUGGUAAUCGCUGUUAUAAAAUUAGGUUCUCUAAGUGGAUUUUGGCAAGAAAGGAUAGAAAAUCAUUAAAAAAAUGAUAGGCAUGAAACAAAAAGGUUAAAUUAUUUAUUGAAAAUAGGUGUUAUUUUUGCUAUAAUAGAAAUAAAGACAAUAAUCAGGAUUAAACAGCUGUGUUAGACAUUUUUCUUAUAUUAUUAUUUAUUUAGUGUAUGA